Molecule: messenger RNA, 3613 nt
Organism: Oncorhynchus keta (chum salmon)
Lineage: Eukaryota; Metazoa; Chordata; Actinopteri; Salmoniformes; Salmonidae
Product: paired box protein Pax-5-like
Exons: 7
Coding region: 1569-2405 (278 amino acids)
Biological process (GO): regulation of transcription by RNA polymerase II; anatomical structure development
Molecular function (GO): DNA-binding transcription factor activity, RNA polymerase II-specific; RNA polymerase II cis-regulatory region sequence-specific DNA binding
Source: RefSeq, a predicted model, not a curated record
GGUUCUAAAGGCAGUAGUUCUUAACCUUGGUAAUUGAAAUUGAAACGUAAAAUCACCCACUGUCUCGAACCCCGCCGCAAUGCGAGGCCGCUUAUUGGUCUAUGGGACAAUUCGAACAGCGAGUCGUUCACCCGCAGGAUUCGGACCGACCAAUCAGCGGUUGGCCCCCCGCCUGAUCCUAUCAGGGAGCCGGGCGUGACGUCAGAGCGGUGCACAGGCCCGUGAUUGGCUUGUUGAAGGGUUUGAUUGACAGGGUGCUGUAAGGACCAGGGGGCUGGCGCGCGGGCGCUGUCCACACCAGAGCAGGUCCUGAAACUCGGCGUGCGCAAAUCGUGGGCUCCUCACGCUGCAGCGAGCCUCUCAACCUUCUAACCGAAUAGAGCUCACGGUGGGAACGUUUACGCGAGGAACAAUACUGGGUUUUUUUUCUCUCCCCGUGUUCCACACACAGCGACAUUCCUGUACAGACACACACACACAUCCCUGGGAUUUUACGUGUGUUUGUGGGACAGUGUGUGUUUGAAGAGAGACAAAACAAGCCAACUGAAUCACACCCUUCACAGCAGCUUCACAUAAUGAGCCAUUUAACUUCACUUGCUUCGUGCCCAUCUCUCAUUUUCGUUUUUAAAAAACUUUUCAAUUCGAUCUCUCUCUAAAAUGUGCCUCCCAGUUUCUCCCCCUCCCCCGCGCGCUUUCACGGAAGCCACGACAACAGUGAAGGAGUUUAAGUGUUUCUGGAACCGGAGGAUUUGAGGAGAAGAGUAACGUUGUUUUCCCAACGGUCACUUGCUGGAGCAAAUGUUGUAGCCGAUGAAUCAACUGGACACUCAACAUACCGGGGAUUUCUAACGAAUUGUUAUCCUACCGGAGGCAAGAAGGAUUCUAACGGGGGGCUCGAGUCAGACCGGUGAGAGGGAGCAGCGUUUACCGUGUGUUCACCGUGUGAAUGACAGCAGCUUCUCUCCGGUUCAGUCACAGUUCAGGGGUCAGGACCAACGGACCGAGAAGGCGACCGAGAUUCCGUUACGAGGGGAGUGCAAUAGACUAACACGUUUCGGUCUCGGUCUAUUUUUUCUAUAAUAACUUUCACGUUAUUCAAUUAUUUUUUUGAACUUACUCGUCUUUCAAUCAGACAUGUCCUGUUGAAGGGAUUGGGACCGUGAUUGAUGUGUUUUCUCUGCCGGCCUUGGAGGCACCUAAGCCGGAUAGUUGGAAUGAGUAACCCCGCUGAACUCCCAAUGAAGGAACCGGAGUCAUUUGAGUUUUAAUUAUAUUCUUACACAAUUAUUACAAACUCUAUAAUUUUUUUUAAACAACAUUUAUUUUUGUUGUAUUAUUCGUUAGCUUAAAAAAAAUCAUAUUAUAUUUAAAAGAAAAUAUAACAUUUUUUAUUUUUAUUUUGGAGGGACCAGUCUCUUCGUGGCUUAACGGUUUCUUGGUGUUUUGGGUUUUUGAAACGCACCCAUCAUCUCUGGGGUUGUGAGCGCGAGGGAGAAGGGCGCACCCGGUGGGCCUCGUGAAGACGUUCAUACCGUAGGGACCUCCAUCCCCCAGCCGUGAGAGCUACGAUGGAGAUUCACUGUAAACACGACCCGUUCGCUGCGAUGCACAGACAUGGAGGGGUGAAUCAGUUAGGAGGCGUGUUCGUGAACGGCAGGCCCCUCCCAGAUGUGGUGCGAACGCGAAUCGUAGAGCUGGCUCACCAAGGGGUCCGCCCCUGUGAUAUCUCUCGACAGCUCCGGGUCAGUCACGGAUGUGUCAGCAAGAUACUGGGGAGGUACUACGAGACAGGAAGUAUCCGUCCCGGGGUGAUUGGAGGAUCCAAACCAAAGGUUGCUACACCCAAAGUGGUGGAUAAGAUCGCCGACUACAAACGCCAAAACCCCACCAUGUUCGCCUGGGAGAUACGAGACAGACUACUGGCUGAGAGAGUGUGUGACAACGAUAGUGUUCCCAGUGUCAGCUCUAUCAACAGGAUCAUCAGGACCAAAGUCCAGCAGCCUCCGGGUCAGUCAGGACCUCUCUCUGCUCAUAACCUAGCGUCGUCGGUAGCGUCGACACAGGUUUCUGCGGUGACCAGUGACUCGGCUGGCUCCUCCUACUCCAUCAGUGGCAUUCUGGGUAUCAGCUCAGCUAACGACGGGAAGCGGAAGAGAGACGAUGCCCUCCAGGAGUCUCCUCUAGCCAAUGGCCAUGGUCCAGGAGGGCGGGAUUUCCUGAGGAAGCAGAUGAGAGGGGACCUCUUCUCGCCGCAGCAGAUUGAGACAUCAGAGUAUUCGGCCAUGGCUCUAGCCGGUGGAUUGGAGGAGAUGAAAACCAAUCUGUCCAAUCCAGGGUCAGCGGGGGAGCUAGGAGCCAGUGUUCCGGGCCCACAGUCCUAUCCACUGCCAGGUAAAAAUCUUUAGCCACGCCCAGAUAUUACCUCCUCAAUUUCUACCCUCAUAUCUGACAUUUACAUUUCUAAAUGUCUGCCUUUAACAUAAAAAUAAUUUCUACCCUCAUAUAAAAAUAAUUUUAGACAGUUGAAGCAUUUUGUUAUUCGUUGUUUUAUUUAUUGUAUUUUAAGAAACCAAAAGAUGGAUCUGUAAUCAGAACAGUAUUUUGACUAAAGUCACAAAAGUGAUGUCAGGGCUGUUAGCGAUUUCAAAAACAACAAACUGCCAACAAUGAGCUGGAUUUAUCUCAUUUAACAUGACUCAGUGUUUGGGAUCUCCCCUCCAUCCCUCUCUCCUCUCCUCCAUCCCUCUCUCCUCUCCUCUCCUCCAUCCCUCUCUCCUCUCCUGCAUCCCUCUCUCCUCUCCUCUCCUCUAUCCCUCUCUCCUCUCCUCCAUCCCUCUCUCCUCUCCUCCAUCCCUCUCUCCUCUCCUCUCCUCUAUCCCUCUCUCCUCUUUACUACAUCCCUCUCUCCUCUCCUCCAUCCCUCUCUCCUCUCCUCCAUCCCUCUCUCCUCUCCUCCAUCCCUCUCUCCUCUCCUCCAUCCAUCCCUCUCUCCUCUCCUCCAUCCCUCGCUCCUCUCCUCCAUCCCUCUCCCCUCCAUCCCUCUCCCCUCUAUCCCUCUCUCCUCUCCUCCAUCCAUCCCUCUCUCCUCUCCUCCAUCCCUCGCUCCUCUCCUCCAUCCCUCUCCCGUCCAUCCCUCUCUCCUCUCCUCCAUCCCUCUCUCCUCUCCUCCAUCCCACGCUCCUCUCCUCCAUCCCUCUCUCCUCUCCUCCAUCCCUCUCUCCUCUCCUCCAUCCCUCUCUCCUCUCCUCCAUCACUGUCUUCUUACCUCCACCCCUCUCUCCUCCCCUCCAUCCCCCUCUCCUCCCCUCCAUCCCUCUCUCCUCCAUCACUUUCUCCUCCCCUCCACCCCUCUCCUCGCCUCCAUCCCUCUCGCAGAGAAACAGGAGAGAAACAGAGAGAGAGAGAGAGAAACAGCAGAGAAACAGGAGAGAGAAACAGGAGAGAAACAGGAGAGAAACAGGAGAGAAACAGGAGAGAGACAGGAGAGAAACAGGAGAGAGAAACAGGAGAGAAACAGGAGAGAAACAGUAUAGAAACAGGAGAGAAACAGGAGAGAGACAGGAGAGAAACAGCAGAGAAACAGGAGAGAGAGACAUGAGAGAAACAGGAGAGA